AAACUCAAGGCAAUUAACGGCAAAAGCUGGUUCCACUCUCUCAUUUAUUGCAAUCUCUGGGUGAAAUUCUGUUAUCUUGUUUCCAAGUUGACUAUACUAACCAUUGAAGUUAGCGUCAACUUUAUAACCUUUGGAAUCAUUAUUAUCGUUUCUCAUAGAACAAUCAUCAAUAUCAUAUGGAUAUACAUGUGUACAAGACCCAAGUCUUCAAAAUUUUAACUUACUACCAAGAAUGCCUUUGAAAACCAUGAACAACAUGAACUAUAUUUUAC
This is a messenger RNA of Cokeromyces recurvatus, 272 nucleotides long. RefSeq lists its product as uncharacterized. NCBI's taxonomy places the organism in Eukaryota, Fungi, Mucoromycota, Mucoromycetes, Mucorales, Mucoraceae. The transcript has a single exon. The record is from RefSeq and is a predicted model, not a curated record. The annotation marks the transcript as partial.